AUGUCCCAUCUCAAGCUUUGGUGCAGUUAUUACAUGCGCUGGCAUCCUAGUAUGCUUCUCCAGGAGCCAGUAGCUCGUCGUGAUCGUGCUUUGAUCGAGGUGAUGCGACGCUUUCGAGAACUUACUACAUCAGCGGCACAAACGAACGCAACACAAAAGCAGGCUACGGCGACUUCGACCUCUGCAACGGCAUCCACUAUGGCCACAACCACUCGAAGUGUUGCUCCAACCGGAGAGGCCACUGGACAAUAUUUCCUAUAA
Messenger RNA from Protopolystoma xenopodis, 261 nucleotides. The record is from the annotation of a GenBank genome assembly. NCBI's taxonomy places the organism in Eukaryota, Metazoa, Platyhelminthes, Monogenea, Polystomatidea, Polystomatidae.